AUGACGGUGUCUGCUGUUCCAGAUGUGUGCACGCUCGUGUGGCCAUUCUUGGGGGAUCAGGAGGGUGCAAGUGGUGAGGACAUCUGGUUGAUUGGGUGGAACCCGCGGGGGUUGGUGGUAGUAGUUGUCACGAUUGUGCAGAGCGCGGCGAUUGAGGAUGCCCAGCAGACGCUCGAGCAGAUUAGGAGACACGCAGAGGGCGGUAGCGGCGGCGCAAGCAGCAGGAGUAGCAGUGAGCACCGUGGGCCACAGCGUAGGGACGUUCCCAGUUCCGCGUCUCUGUCGGUGCUCGGUCGCCUACGCAGCCCACAAGCAACGCCGCGUGUGUCAUCCGACAGUGUGAGUGAGCGCGCCGAUGUGUGGGUGCGCAACGAGCGGCAGCUGAGCGACAUCUGGUUAGAGUUGAAUCGUGGGCCCUUGCUCAACCAAGUGUGGUGCUGCGGUUACCACGUGCUACCUUGUCACCUCCAUGUCAUUCGUACCGAUCCACACGUGCGCUAUUCCGCCACGCCAACGGCGUUUAGUGUCACCGCGCGAUUUGGCUGCUGUGGUAUUGCUGCCCUGCAGCAGGGCGCAGUGCCCCUUUGUACCCUGGGGUCGCACUCGACACUGGAGGGCGUGCUUCUGCCACCACACAUGAUAGCCUUGGCUGGUCCGUGCACGAGGGUGGAGGAGGAGUUUGAUGGUCAGUCCCAAACACGCAGCUUCAUUAGGCGCGUGAAGGAGGACACAUGGGAUAGCAAUGCCUCCAUAGAUGACAUUCCCAGCAAUAAUGACGGCAGUUUAACGCGGCGAGAUCGGGAUAAAGUUGAGCAAGUCGGCCUCAUGUUGGAACUAGAGGAGCAUGAUUCACCAUCACCGCUUCUAUCAUCACCGCUUAUGGAGUUACCACCGAGGUUGGAUUUUCCCACGAGUGUAGACUGCGCGGAGCUGAGCCUUCUCCUUCGCGCCAACAACUGUGGUCGGGCUCUCCGUGAGUCCGUCGAAAAUUGUGGGAAAGAAAGUGGAAACAGCAAUAGUAAGAAAUCCGGAGAAUAUACAUCGAGCAAGCGGUCUUCAUGGGAGAACCAUUUACAAACGUUCAUUAGUAUGAUAAUGAAAAUGUUGCUCUUCACACUAGUGGUACUCACAUGGCUUGGAAAACUUUCAUGUACUGCUGCUUUGUUGGAGUUUCGACUCCGCGAAAUCAUCAAUUGGCUCGCGCUUCUCCAGGGCCGCACGCGUGUCUGUGGACUUCAUCCUGUGUUGCCUCAUAUGCAACACGAGGACCCUUCGUUUCAGCGUUUCUGUGCUGUUAACUUCCUUUCACGCCUCGUUGUCGACGGUCUCCUGGGAACACUUGUGAGUCUUCUUCUUGCCAUUGGUGGAAACGCCCUGAUUGACAAGUCAGGGAGCUUCUGCAGGUAUUUUCUUUACGAUUUGCAUAUGGGGUACAUGGACUGGUUUGAGGGGUGGCCCGCCGGUCUCAAGAUGAAUGAGGACCUCAACAUGACUCUGUGUUUCUUCGCUAAACUGGUCCUGACGACGAGAUUGGACUUUCUUGUGAACUUCAACUGGGUAGAGCUCGUAUACAGGCUGUUGGUGUACACUGCCCCGUUUGGCGCUAGCUGUGCCUUUGCACUCGUCUCAGAUAUCUGUGUGCUAGUCUCUCUGCACCUGCUGUUGUUAUUCUAUGUCAUCAUGGGGCCGUAUCGUGUGAUGCGGUCCAUGAUGGGGAGUCUUUUCCUGCAGUUCCGCGGCAAGAAAUACAACCCGCUGCGGCGACGCAUCGACGCCUACGACUUUGAUGUGGACCAAAUGUUAAUGGGUACCCUUCUCUUCACAGUGACAGUCUUCCUCUUCCCGACGCUCGCGGUGUACUACCUCUACUUUGCACUCGUGCGCACCUCCAUCUGGCUGGUGCAGGAGGGACUCAUCACCACCGCCCACCUGACGCUGUACCUGCCGGUGUUUCCCGUUAUCUACUGGGCCAUGUACCGGUGGCAGUGGCCCGGCGGCGUAGCCAUCACGGCACCAAAGCUGACGCGUGCGCGGCACCACUCAAAUGCCGCAAGCUCCUCCGCCCGGGCGUCCACAACGGUGGAGGUUACGGUGCUGUCCAAGCCACUGGAGCUGCGUAUAUUAUUGUCAGACUUUCUGUUGGUGCUCAACAAUCUCGCGAAGCUGCGUCCUUUCCAUAUGAUGAUGGUCAUCUACCACGCACAGGUGUGGGAGAGCACGAAUCCGGUGGAGCGCCUCAUCCCGCACCUACAAAAGGACUGCAUCCACGCGAGCGUUCAGGUGAGGCCACCGCCCGCAACAGCAGCAGGAACAGCAACAGCAACAGCAGCAACUGCCACGACACCAGCGUCCACGGCAGCAACGGGGGCCCCACCGCCGCGGUCUCGGUAG
This is a messenger RNA of Trypanosoma grayi, 2391 nucleotides long. Its product is annotated as DNA-directed RNA polymerase II subunit 3. Gene Ontology annotation, biological process: GPI anchor biosynthetic process. The transcript has a single exon. Gene Ontology annotation, cellular component: membrane; endoplasmic reticulum. The coding region runs from base 1 to 2391 and encodes 796 amino acids. The record is from RefSeq and is a predicted model, not a curated record. NCBI's taxonomy places the organism in Eukaryota, Euglenozoa, Kinetoplastea, Trypanosomatida, Trypanosomatidae.